Pelodiscus sinensis (Chinese soft-shelled turtle) is the source of this 802-nucleotide messenger RNA. NCBI's taxonomy places the organism in Eukaryota, Metazoa, Chordata, Testudines, Trionychidae. The record is from RefSeq and is a predicted model, not a curated record.
AUGGAGUGGUACAUGUCUGGCAUGGCAUGGCGGGUGUCAUGUGGGUGUCCUAUCAUCGAAGGGCAGAGGUUGGAACCAGCACUUACCCGAAUCAAAGAAGAUCGAAAGCGUAUCAUCCUACCAGCUAUUGACAACAUCAAGUACAACACUUUCGAAGUGCAGCAAUAUGCCAAUGCAGCCCAUGGCUACAACUGGGGACUCUGGUGCAUGUACAUAAUUCCACCCCAGGACUGGAUUGAUAAAGGGGAUGAGUCUGCUCCCAUCAGGACUCCAGCAAUGAUUGGAUGUUCUUUUGUGGUGGACCGAGAGUAUUUCGGGGAGAUUGGCCUGCUUGACCCUGGCAUGGAGGUCUAUGGGGGAGAAAAUAUUGAACUGGGCAUGAGGCUGCAGCUGCUCCGGUCUGGCUACCACACACCACCGUACUCAGGAGUGUCAGAAGGCUGGAGAUCAGUUCGGACUGGUGGGACUGGCUGAUCAUGGAGCAGUGGGAUGACCAGCAGUGACUGCACAACUUUUGCAUGCAUGAGGCCACCUUCCUCAAGCUCUAUGCCUGGCUCACACCAGCCCUCCGGCCCACUAUCCCUGCGACACCCACCUGCAGCCCACUAUCCCUGUCCAGAAGUACGUCACUAUUGCCCUCUGGAAGCUGCCCCCCCCAGACAGCUACCAGUCAGUGACCAGCCAGUUUGGGGUUUGGAAUUCCACCACGGGGGCCAUCCUGAUGCAGGUCAGCUGGGCCAUCAGCUCCCUGCUGCUGUGCAGAGUCCUCUGGCUUCAAGACCUGGAUGCAACGAAGUUUGGG